Molecule: messenger RNA, 1560 nt
Organism: Anopheles marshallii
Lineage: Eukaryota; Metazoa; Arthropoda; Insecta; Diptera; Culicidae
Product: fatty acyl-CoA reductase wat-like
Exons: 4
Coding region: 1-1560 (519 amino acids)
Biological process (GO): long-chain fatty-acyl-CoA metabolic process
Cellular component (GO): peroxisome
Molecular function (GO): alcohol-forming very long-chain fatty acyl-CoA reductase (NADP+) activity
Source: RefSeq, a predicted model, not a curated record
AUGGUGAGUUUAGAAGAGUUUCGUGCGUACCGUUCGCCGUUGAAGGAUUUCUACGAUGGGAAAUACGUGCUGCUUACCGGCGGUAGUGGAUUUCUAGGCAAGCUUUUGAUAGAGAAGCUAAUCAAAUGCAACGUGGCAGAGAUACUGUUGAUCCUUCGGCGUAAGAAAGGGCUAAGCCCGGCCGACCGGUUGGAGCAACUACUCGGCAGCGAGGCUGUGUUCGUGAACUACGCCGAAGAUCCGCAGCUGUAUCUGUCAAAGAUACGACUCAUCGAAGGUGACAUCAGUGAGGUUGGCGUCGGCAUAGCUAACGAUGAGCUGCGGUACAUUUACGAGCAAACCAACAUUAUCAUCCACGCCGCUGCGGAUGUGCGGUUUGACGAAUCGCUCAGGGAGUCGGUCCAAACGAAUGUCCGUGGCACGCAGGAGAUGUUGAUGAUUGCCGAGCAGUGUCAAAAACUAGAGAUAUUCACCUACAUCUCGACGGCCUUUUCGCACUGCGUGUUGGGUGUUAUUGAGGAGAAGUUCUACGAGCCUCCCUUCGAUCCAACUGUGUUGAUCAAAGUGUCGGAAAAGGAGGACGAUUCCGACAAUUUUGAGCUGCUGUCGAAAAAGAUCAUCAAACCGUGGCCUAAUACGUACGCAUUUACAAAAUCACUCUCCGAGGAGAUAGUACGGCGCUAUAAAACCCGGCUUCCGGUGGCGAUUAUAAGACCUUCUAUCAUUACAACAACCCUUGCAGAUCCGAUACCCGGCUGGACGGACAACCUGUACGGGUUCAACGGAGUCGUGUGCGGUGCGGCAACCGGUGUCCUGAGAAUAUUCCACAUCCACAUGGACUACAAGGCGAGCGUAGUACCGGCCGACACCGUCAUCAACGCAACGCUAGCCGUCACGUGGUACUCGGCCAACCACCGCGGGGAGGAUAACGUGUUCAACUGCACCACCGACGACAAUCCGGUAACAUGGCACGAAACGCAGCUGCAGCUGGAGCAGUGGAAAGAUCGCGUUCCGUUCGAUAAAUCCCUGUGGAUAACGACGUACAACACGACCCGCUUCAAACUGGUUGCGGACAUACUGUCCAUCUUCUACCACGUGCUGCCAGCGCUGUUUUUCGAUGCGCUACUAAAGCUGCGCGGCCAAAAGCCGCAGGUUUUGAAGCUGUACCGGAAGGUGCACCGAUUCUCCGCGGUGUUGCGCUUCUUCACCAACAACGAGUGGUGCUUCCGCACCGGGCGGAUGCGCCGCGUGCUGGACGCAAUGGCGUCCGAGGAUCAUAAAUUCUUUCCCUGCGAUGCGAAAGCGAUCGAGUGGAACGAUUUCCUCGACCAUCAGAUUAAGGGGCUGCGGCAGUACUUGAUGCGCGAUCCGUGGAGCACCUUGGAGAAAUCGUUACGGCGCCACCGGUUGCGCACCUUCGUGCAUCGGUGCUUCAUUGGCGUCCUGUACGCUGGUAUGCUGUAUGUGGCGGUGACAUUGUUGCAUGGCUACGGAUUCAUCGAUUUCGAAGGGCUGCAGGAAAACAGUGCUGAGGAGUGUUUGGUCGAGGGAGUUGUUUGA